This is a messenger RNA of Drosophila novamexicana, 786 nucleotides long. Its product is annotated as collagen alpha-1(VIII) chain. Bases 1 to 786 code for a protein of 261 amino acids. The transcript is spliced from 2 exons. The record is from RefSeq and is a predicted model, not a curated record. NCBI's taxonomy places the organism in Eukaryota, Metazoa, Arthropoda, Insecta, Diptera, Drosophilidae.
AUGACAGUCAGUGUUAAGAUACUUGUGUUACUCCUUGGAAUUGGUCUGUCUCAGGCGCGUCUAGUUCGGGUUCAGGGUUUGGGUCGUAGCGCGGGUUCGGAGAACAAUGCAGAUGAAAAUGCUCCACAACUGGUGCUCUACGCUCCCGGGGAACAGCUGAAGCAGGAAAGCCGAAAUGAGCCCAGUUUCAAUGAGCCGCAGAUAGUGGAACCGGAGUCUGAUAAGGACAGCCGUAAGGUGCCUGACUAUCUGUAUUCCAAUUCGAUACCCAUGCUCAGCGAACCCAACGUAAAGUAUCGUCUGCCCCAGUUGACUGCCUAUCCCCUGGCCUAUGGACAACAAAUUAUCACCAAUACAAACAGAAGUCCCAAUAACAACAAUAAUCUAGGCUUAGAUAGCAUACCAUAUGUGGUGGUGCCCCGUGUCCAGCUGGGCUUUAAUGUGCAGGGCCAAACAGGUCUUAACUGGCCUGGCUUUAAUCUGUUGCCUGCCAAGCAGCCAGGCGAACCACCCGAACAGAAGGAAGAAACACAAACUGCCUAUAUUCCGAUACCAGUGCCAGGUCCACCAGGUCCACCGGGUCCACCGGGUCCACCGGGUCCUCCAGGACCGCGCGGACUAACCGGACCAAUGGGGCCACGAGGCAGGGAUGGUCCACGCGGACCACCCGGAAAUGCAGGUAUUACAUCACAGACGCCACAGAGUAUUUGGUAUGCCCAAAGCAAUAGCAAUAUCAAUGGGAAUAAGCCGCAAUAUGAACAUUUCUCGAAUGGUUAUCAAAACUAA